AUGGAAUCACCAGCCAAGAGGCCCCCAAGAAGAAAAGAGGGCCGCAUCAUCCUGCAAUUUGACUACGACUGCUUCUACGCACAAGUAAUCGAGAACAAGCACCCGCAUCUUAAGAGCAAACCACUUGGCGUCCGGCAAAAGAACAUUCUCGCAACAUGCAACUACAACGCCCGCGCCAAGGGCGUCAAGAAGCUCAUGCUCAUUACGGAAGCCAGAAAAAUCUGCCCCGAGCUCGUGCUCAUGGAUGGUGAGGAUCUUUCGCCCUUUCGCGACAUGAGCAAGACCCUAUACGGGUUCCUCAAGUCACAUUCCUGGAAUGGAAAGGUUGAGAGGCUUGGGUUUGACGAGGUGUUUAUGGAUGUCAGCGACAUUGUAGACUACAACUUUUCUUGUCUCACCAAGGGCGCGCUGGCGCAGUCCUUCUUCCAGCUCUCGAAAAGUGACCCCGAGAUCGGCUUUUCGUGCGACUUGACCAGGGUUGCGGGACCAGUCCUUGGACUGCAAAUCUCAGCCACAGAGGUAGAGAACACGACAAUGCUUCGCCUGGUUCUUGGCUCGCACCUGGCCAUGUACCUACGUGGCAAAAUUGAAUCAGACUUUGGCUACACAUCUACCUGCGGCGUCGCUACCAACAAGGUCCUCAGCAAGCUAUGUGGCGGCAAACAUAAACCUAAAAACCAGACGACCUUGCUCGCCUGGACCGAUGACGAUGUCAUGGCCUUUAUGGACACGCAUAUUUUACGCAACGUGCCUGGUGUUGGUUUCAAGAUGGCGCACCUCAUCGAGUCUGUCGUUACUGGCGUGGAAAACGACUCUGAUUCGCACAGCUUCAAGUCACUCGUCACUGUGAGAGAAGCCCGUCUGCAUCCUAACAUUUCGCCGGCGUACUUGGAAAAACUUCUGGCAGGCCCGGGUGCGGAGCGGGGAGUCGGCGCGCGCAUAUGGGGACUACUUCACGGCGUAGAUGCGACAGAGGUAAAAGAAGGCACAGAUAUACCCUCUCAGCUGAGCAUCGAAGACACGUACAAGGGAUUAGAGACAAUGGCGCAAAUCACGGAAGAACUAUUUAAGCUGUCAUGCUCCCUGGUCCGACGGAUGCGUAUUGAUCUUGUCAGCCCAGAUGUCAAUGCCGACGAGCCUCUUGCGCAGAGAUGGAUGGCUCGGCCGCGCACUCUGCGGCUUUCUAUCCGCUCCUGGCCAAAAGCCGGAUCAGGCCAAGAGCGCAGUUUCAGCCGGACUUCCAGGUCGGCGCCACUGCCCAGCUUCAUCUUCGACCUCGUGGCCGGCACCGAAGAGAUUUCGGAGCGCCUUGUCUCGGAGGCGCUUCUGCCACUGCUACGCCGCCUCGGUGCGGAAAAAGGCGGCAGCGCGUGGAAUCUGCAGCUGGUUAACAUUUGCGUGGCAAACAUGGCUGCAGGGGCGGCAGAGGACAAGCACGGGGCAGGCCGGGACAUUGCAAACAUGUUCAAGAGGCAAGACGAGGUCCUACGGCCGUGGCGAGUGACGGGGCAAGCCGAUGAAGAAGGCGUGCAAGACGAGCAAGACAGUAUGCCGGAGCUGGACGACGAGUUUGAUGGGCUGGACGCAGAUGGCUCUUGGAGCGGCGCGACGGGCGACCAGUGCAGCAUCUGCGGCCUCCCAAUCCCGACGUUUGCCGCAUCGGCACAUUUCCGUUACCACGAGAUGGACAGCAAGAUGGCCUCAUGA
Molecule: messenger RNA, 1707 nt
Organism: Akanthomyces muscarius
Lineage: Eukaryota; Fungi; Ascomycota; Sordariomycetes; Hypocreales; Cordycipitaceae
Exons: 2
Coding region: 1-1707 (568 amino acids)
Biological process (GO): translesion synthesis
Molecular function (GO): DNA-directed DNA polymerase activity; damaged DNA binding
Source: RefSeq, a predicted model, not a curated record